Molecule: messenger RNA, 1165 nt
Organism: Hymenoscyphus albidus
Lineage: Eukaryota; Fungi; Ascomycota; Leotiomycetes; Helotiales; Helotiaceae
Source: the annotation of a GenBank genome assembly
GAUUAUCUUAAGACAUUGACUUUUAUUUCCCCUUUCUGAAAUCAUUCAAGAAAUUGAAAACUCUGAGAAGAAAUGUCGAGAAUUAGGUCGAUAAAUAUUCACUUCGCGUGCGGGUGUCUUCCGCCCCCACUAUCUCCAGAACCCCUACUCGGACUCUCCACCCUCAGCUAGGACUAUGACGUAGGAGUUUUCAAGCUUGAGCUAUCGGGUAAGAUACUUGUCGCAAACCAUUACCUGACCGCAAACCAACAACUGGUACACAGCUAUUUAAACAUCUGCCUCCCCAAAUACAUUCUCAUCCCAUACCUACCAAUCUAAUCCCAAUCUUCUCCUCAAUUGUAAAACCACCACUUACACACGAGACACGAAGAUGGACGUAUGUACCCCUCCUACUCCUCCAUACCCAAGCACCACAAGCGCAGUCGAGUACAAGUCUAACAAGAUAUAACAAACCAGGUCUUCUACGCAUACACCUACGGAACCGCAGGAUGGAUGGCGAUCCAAGCCAUGCCAUUGAUCAUCUCCCCAACAGUAAUCAUCAUGCUUCUCUCCCCCGAAGUGCGGGAACCAAGUCGUACGUCCUCAUCCUCCCCGACAAGACAGUGAAAUCCCACCUCAAUUGUCACUUUAGUAUCAAGAAAAAACAUUUGCUAAUUCUCAUUGGGAUAUUCAGCGCUGGAGGGAUACUUCGCCCGCUCACUGGGCUUCUCACUCCUCACCCUCGGACUAAUAAUCGCACUUCUUACGGGUUCAAUCCCAUUAACAUCCACGAGUUCGUCUCCCUCCCUCUCCCCUCCCAUAAACACCCAACCCUCCCACAAACUAACUCCCACUCCCAGCAACAAGCACCGCAAUAACCACCUCUCAAACCGACCCCAAAGCGCCCUACGCCGUGCCCGUCCUGCUCAUCUCGCUCCUCUACCACUCAACCGUUGCUUUCUACUGCUACGCGCGCUACACGACGGGCGGCACGUUCUGCUUCGCCCUCGGCAGCGUGGUCUCGGCCGCCCUGGGGAGUGUGGCGUUGUGGUGUGUGAUGUUUGCGAGUAGUGGGGGACGCAUUAGUCGGAAGACGGGGGCGGAUAAGAGGACGAGUGGGUGGCCGUUUAAGAAUUCGGAGAGUGCGAGGGAGAGGAAGAAGGUUGCUAGGGGGAAGAGUGGUUGA